GACGAAGAAGACGGCGACCACCGUUCGGUGAAUGGCGGUAAUGCAACAACACCCUGGAGUGCGAACGGCCCUCAACAAACCACCGAAGAAGAAAGACCACUGCUCACCCUCCACCAACAUGAAGGGACCAAUGGCAGUUUCUGCCCCGGACUUUAAAGAAUAGGCCUCGCUAUUUCUACAAGUGCUGAAUCCACUUCCUGGACUUAAGUAGAUGCGACGCCGAAUAAAUAUCUUGGUCCUGCAGAAUGUCCAAGAUCAGGCGGAAGGUAACAGUGGAGAAUUCAAAAACCAUAUCUGAUAGCAGCAGCAGCAGCAGUACCACGACCAGCAGCACCAGCAACCCCGCCGGCCCGUCCCGCCGGCCCAGUGUGUUUGAAAGACUUGGACCCAGCACUGGGACUAAUGCUGCUGAUAGUCACUGCAGAAAUUGGCUGAAGACCGGUAAUUGCAGUUACGGCAACACUUGUCGCUACACACAUGGAACUCAGCCACGAGGCAAAGGAUUUAGCUUCAGCCGGUCAGCCGAGAGACCCACAGGUGAUCUGCGGGAGAGGAUGAAGAAUAAAAGACAGGAUGUUGACCCAGAAAACUUAAAGCGAGAUCUAGACGAGCCCACAUCCCCCACAGCGAGACAGAGAGACUCCUCCAGAGGCCGACACAGGGAAAAGGAGGAUAUAAAGAUCACAAAGGAGCGCACCCCAGCCAGUGAAGAAGAGCCCACAGAGUGGGAAACCAAUCGCGAAGAUUCCGAUAUCGGUGACUACGACUACGAGUUAUCUCUCGAGAUGAAGCGACAGAAGAUUCAGCGUGAGCUGAUGAAAUUGGAGCAGGAGAACUUGGACAAGAGGGAGGAGAUUGUCAUUAAGAAAGAAGAGACCCCCACCAAAACAAGAGCCACCGCCAUGCCAAAGGCCUCCCCAGAGCCGUUAAGCAAGCAAGACUCACCCUCAUCCAGGAAGUCAAGUGGAUCCCCAAAACACAAAAGUGCUACCAAAGGCCCAAGCUCUGGGAAGAAAGAGAAGAAGGCACUAGUGCCUUCACCUGUUUCCGAAUCUACCAGGCCUUCAAAAGGGAGCCACAGUAAGAAGAAAGGGCCCAGGACCCCCAGUCCUCCUCCCCCAGUCCCUCUAGAUAUUCCUGUAGUUGGGAAGAAACACAAAGGCAAGCACAAGAACAAGGAGAAGUCUGAGGAGAAGCAGAAAGAGGCGAAAGAUCGGGGGCGAGAUACAGAAAAACACAAAGAGAAGAAGGAGAAACGCAGGGACCGAUCAGACAGUUCCCACAAGGCCAAGCGGUCGUUGACAUCGGAGGAGCGUUCCGGUAGUGUGUCAUCUCCCUCCAGGGGCACAUCCCCCCCAGCCAGGAAGAAAUCCACCUCCCCUAAAGCUUUGUCCCAUAAGACCCCCACACUGGUCUCCCCUCCUCGCAGGUCACCCUCACCUCCACGCCACCAGCGCACCCCCACUCCUCCGCGCCACCACUCACCCUCCUCCCACUCGGGUUCCUCUGCCCAGCGGCACUCUUCGUCUCCUCGUCGCCGCCGCUCGUCCUCUCCCACCUACCACCGGAGUAGCGCGGCAGCCCCGACGUCUGCCUCCUCCCCUCCGAGCUCCCGACGCUCCCGAUCACCCCCCGCCUCCCACAGCGCCUCCUCUCCCCACCGCCGAUCUGACCGAUCGAGCCCCAGCCAGCGCCACUCCAGGGGCCGUGAGAGGAGCCGCGGUGAAAGAGAGAGGAGUCCGCCUGCUCAGGAGCGCAGGCAGGAGCGCAGAGAUGAAAGCCGCAGCAAGCGGGAAAAAGAGCGCGAUGAUCGGGACUACGACUCUGAACAGGUCUCAUCACGGGACGCUCGCGAUGACCGGGAGACUAGAGAGGCCCGUGAGCGACGGGACGCUCGAGACCGAGGAAGGGAAACAACUCGAGACUCUCGUGACCAUCGAGACAACAGGGACGUAAAGGACUCCAGAGAGAGCAGAGCAGAGACCCGCUCCAGUCGAGAGUCGCUGGAGCGCCGGGACCGCGAACGGGAACGAGAGAGGGACCGGGAGAAGGAGAGGGAGAAGGACAGAGAGAGAGAAAAGGAGAGAGAGAGGGAGAGGACUGACACCACCACCCACAGGAAGGAGGAACCGGCUCAGGAGGACAGGAAUUAUGGGAGAGGUCAUGGACGGGAAGAUGGAGGGAGGGCUGAAGUAAAGACGGAGAACAGGACGGACAGAACUGAGAGAAAUGGACGAGGGAGAGGGCGUGCUAAUGAAACUUCUGAUAAAGGCUCAAACAGGAACUCCCGGGGUUCCCAACUGGAGAGCAGCCAUGACAACUGGGAGUCACGUAGCAGCGCGGUGCGUGAACGGAGUGUAGAGAGGAGCACCGAUCGCAGUGCUACCGAAAGGAGCUCUGAGAGGGGCUCAGACAGAGAUCGCUAUGAGGGUGACAGGAGAGGGGAGCAGGCCAGAGACUCCUCAUACGACCGGAGAGGAGGCCACGGAGAGCGCGAUCGCAGAGACAACCGAGAGAGAGGUGGCGAGCAACGAGCAGCUUCCCCAAAUAGACACCAGGGGAGAUCAGAUGAGUCUGAGAGGGAGGAGAGGAGGGAGGACCGCAGGACAGAUAGAACAGAAGAGAGGAGAGACGACAGGCCCCGGGAGCGAGAGAGAGAAAGGGAGAGGGAGAGGGAGAAAGAGAAGGACAGGGAAAAGGAGCGAGAGAAAGAGGCAGAGAGGGAGCGCACCAGGGAGAGAGAGCGGGAGCGGGAACGAGAGAGGGAGAGAGAGCGAGAGAGGGAAAGGGAGAGGGAGGAGCGAGAGCGAGAGAGGGAGGAACGGGAGAGGGAAAGGGAGAGGAAGGAGCGAGAGAGGGAGAGGGAGAGAGAGCGAGAGAGGGAGCAGCGAGAGCAGCGGGAGAGAGAGAGGCAGCGGGAGUGGGAGGAGCGAGAGAGAGGACGAGAGGAAAGGCGGGAGAGGAGAGAUGACACCAGGGAGGACCGAACCGUCAGAGACACCCGGGAUGACCGCAAGACGAGUCGCAAGAGGCCCAGGGUGGAGAGCAGCCCGAGUCCCAGAGCCUCGCCCAAACGAGCAACUCGGGACCUCAGUCCUGCAGAAAGCGACGGCUACAACAGUGCGGACGAGAAAAGUGAGCGCCCGAUUGGCCGAGGGCAGGCCAAGCUCCACCCUCCGCCCCUCCUCCCCAGCCCAGUGUGUCUGCAGCCGCCUGACAGUGCUGACAAAAAUCGCAUGCUGAGCCAGGUGGUGCGGCCCCUGGAGCCCUUGUUGCGUUCUCCACCGAGGGCUGCUCCGUCCGAUGAGAAGCCCAGGAAGGAUGAGGAGCGCAGAGGAGCCGGAGACAAAAGGGAAGCACGCAACCGCCAUGAGGACCUGGAGCCUCGUGGGGAACGGAGCAGAGGAGGCGACAGACGAGGAGAGCCCCUCGCGGACGCCCCGUCCGAAUCCCGUAGCCGAGUCAGAGACCAGCGAGAGUCCACGCCACCUCCGCCGCCACUGCCCCCGCCCCCCCCUCCCCCAGCUCUCACCACUGGCAGCGAAGACAGAGACACUGCUGGUACCCAGUCCCAUGAGGAGGGUAAAAAGAAGACAAAGUCGCAGAGGAAGGGACUGAAGAAGGGUCGUAAGGAAGAGGUUGUAGUUGGCAACAUUGUGGCAGCUGCGGUAGAUCGUUUCAAGUCCGAGCCCCCAAUCAGCGUUGCGAUCGAUGGAACUCCUCCCAUACACUCGCCCAAGAAAGGAGCCAAGAAGAAGGCGCUUGAACGAAAGAGGAAACGGUCACGAGAAGGAGAAUCUGAUGUGUCCGAUGAGGAUGUAUCUGCCCCUCAGCCUCUUAAUAAGAGGAAGCGAGGGCCCAGGACGCCACCGCCGUCAAUGAGGCCUGAUCAUCGUGGUCCUGGAGCCAACACGGAGCCAUCUUCUCUGUCCAAAAUGGACAACUUCAGUGACUGGUCAGAUGAUGAUGUCACAGACCGAGCAGCACCAGUGGAAACACAAGCUCCACUGGUUCCGGCUGAGCCUCUGAAGAGAGGUGGUGGUCCCAGAGUGGGCAGGGACAGGGAGCGGUGCCACCCUCCGCCCAUUGCCCCUCUGCUCCCCCAAGACCCUCCGAUGCUGCUGCCGACUCUGACUCCGCAGCCCCUCAUGUCCCAGCCCCUGCUCCGCAAACUUCCCCCGGAUCAGACGCGCAGCAGCAGCAUGGGGAGCAACCAGAGUCGCACAUCAUCCAGACGCCUGCGAUCACCCUCCAACGAGCCAGCCCACCGAGAUGACCCCCAAGGUCCACGACCCCGCCGCGGCAGGCUCCAGGGCGCCAACUCUCGGGACCGAGAGAGGGAAAGAGAGAGGCCGGUCGUGACGGAGCCUCCAGGGGUCGAGAGGAAGUCUCGGAUUGACCAGUUGAGGAGGGGAGAGCCCAGCCGCAGCACCUCCUCAGACCGGCAGGAUUCACGCAGCCACAGCUCCAGGCGCAGCUCCCCUGACUCUGAGAAGCAGGCCAGGUCAGGGUCCCGUGCCGGCUCCUACGACAGUCGAGAACGGGAGAGAGACAGGGAGCCGUUUGAGCGAGAACGAGACCGAAAGGACCUCCGGCCUCCGCAGCAGCAACCUCCUCCUCCUCCGCAGCAGCAGCUUCAGCAGCUGCAGCAGCUGCAGCAGCCCCUGCUCCUCCAACAGCCCCUCCAACAGCAGAGAGACUGGGAGCCUGAACCUAGGGACUGGCCUAGCAGGGUACGGGAGCCCCUACUGAUGCGUCCUGGCCGGGAACUUCUCCUUAGGGAGCGGGACAUCAGGGACAGAGAACGCUUACUCCCCGAAGGACUCAUCCAGCAGCACGAGCGGGAGCGGGAAAGAGAGCGAGAGAGGGAGCGAGAGAGGGACAGUAGAGGUGACCGAGGAGACCGAAUGAUGAUGGACCUGCCGCCCCACGGGGACCCCAGGGCCCCAGGACGAGGUGACCUGAGGGGUGACAUAAGGGGAGACCUGCGAGGGGACAUAAUGAGACAAGAGAGAAGCGAAUAUGAGCCUCUGCUGCCAAGAGAAGCCUUCAGCCCUCCAGAGCUGGAGAAACCAAGCAACAGUCACCAUCUCCUGGGAGAGCAACGAGAGCUGGAGAAGACUGACAGCAUCGAAGGAGACGAUGAUGGGAAAGAAAACGAUGGCCAGUCAGUCGCAUCUGUGGGAGAGGAGUAUGAACCAAUCAGUGAUGAUGAGCUGGAUGAAAUUUUGGCUGACAGCCAGAAAAAAGAGGAUCAGCAGGACGAUGAAAAAAUUACAGGUCCUCUGGAUGUAAUUGAUGUGGACUGGUCCAGCCUGAUGCCCAAAACGAAGCCGGAACCCCGGGCAGCAGGGGCAGCGUUGCUCCGGUUCACCCCAGGCGCCGUGCUUCUUAGGGCGGGAAUCUCCAAGCGCCUCGCUGGGCCUGAGCUCCUGGAGCAAGUCAGAGAGGUGUGCAAGUCUGAGCUGGACGACCCCAAAGAUGCUGACAAGCUGUUCGAACAUGACCUGGGGGCUCUGAAUAUGGCGGCCCUGAACAGGCGGGUGGAGAGGGCAGGUUUGCUGAGAAACCUCGGGCCCUGCUGCAAGGCCCUGUGUGCCCGCAGGGACUUUGCCAUCCGCCGGCAGCUGUUAAAAAAUGAUAAGGGCCUAACCAAGCAUUACCCCGCUACGCCCGUUGUAGACACCGAGCUGCUGCAGAUGAGCAUGCGUCUCUUCAGAAGGACCAUGGCUGGCCCGGCCGCGGGCCCAGAGCGGCCCGAAGGUGGGUCGGCAUCAGCAGCAGAGGUCGUUCCAGCUGGUAGUAGUAAGCUCGGCGCAGCACAGCCUGAGGUGUGUGUGUCCUAAGAGAAAUGGGUUUUGAUUAGUCAAACGCAUGAAAUACAUGUCUGACUGUCCCGUUUCAUUUCAUACAUAGCAUUUUUAGUCAUGAGGAAAUAAAAGAAAACUGCAAAAUUGUGAAUCUUACUCCGUUAUGCUAUACAUGUUUUGUAUGAUCUGCAAGUGCUGUGCCAUAGACUACUGGACCUUCAAGUCUAUGGAGUUGUGUGAUGAACCAUGUAAGAGGCAUAAAACCCACCUAAAAUUACUUUUGUUUUUUUGUGCAUUGCAAUGUUUUAAAUCCGCUUUUUAACUUUUCAGUUUUACCUGCCUAACCAAGUUCUAAUGACUUUUGUUUUUGUUUGUUGUGCAUUGGUUGCUACGACUGUGCAUUAAAAUGGUUAGAUGUUGAUUUUUGUAACUGGUCCUUUGAUGUUGUUGUUUUUGUUUCGGUCAUAUUACAAAAUAUCUGCAGAGCAAAUCUAAAGCGUUUGCUGCAGAGUGUUACUGACCAACAACACUGAAACAUCCUGCAGGGACUUGAAUGAACAUUUCUCACAAAUAAGCACUGCCAAACUAUUCCUUCAUUGAAUGUAAGUUGUUACAAAUGUUAGUCUUUGGAGACAUUAUUGCUUUUUUGCUUGAUGUAUUUGUUUUGAAUGGUUUGGCAAUGUCUACCUGAAAUGAACUGAAGUGAGUGCAGAGCAGAGCACACUAAAGACUGCAGUGUCCCAGACCUCCAACACUGCCAUGUGGAUUUCCUGUCCAUAACGUUCACCAGCCCACACCAUCAAAAAAAGGAGCCAAAAUGGCCCCUGAUAGGAAAAGACACUAAACUGCUUAGUUUAAAAAAAUUUAAAAAAAGACUGAAAGGAUAAAUAAUUUGAGUUUCACGUCACGUUUCUGUUUUUCCAGUGGUUGACUAGCCAGAGUCAAUAAAAAGACUUGCAGGUGGAUAAACUGAA
Cyclopterus lumpus (lumpfish) is the source of this 6784-nucleotide messenger RNA. It is a transcript of the gene zc3h13, whose product is annotated as zinc finger CCCH-type containing 13. Gene Ontology annotation, molecular function: metal ion binding. The transcript is spliced from 20 exons. The record is from RefSeq and is a predicted model, not a curated record. The coding region runs from base 246 to 5846 and encodes 1866 amino acids. Gene Ontology annotation, cellular component: RNA N6-methyladenosine methyltransferase complex. NCBI's taxonomy places the organism in Eukaryota, Metazoa, Chordata, Actinopteri, Perciformes, Cyclopteridae.